AUGUUCUCUCGGCUAGGCGGACUCCUGACAGGCUUCUCGAGCACUAUCAGUUCGUUGCUGCCGAAGUCAUCCCCUGCAAUUCAGACGCAGAUUUCAUCAUUUUCGACGAAUUUCCCACUUUUCAGGAACAAUUUCCUGCAGGUCUUGGUUUCAUUUUUCGAAAAAUAAAAACACUUUGUUCAGUUUAUUCACUAUCGGAACGGACCGCCAAAGCGGCGAGCACGGAGCAAGGACAAAAGUCCAAUCAGUGGAUAUAGCCACUAUAAGGGAAUUGUGCUCAAAAGUACGCAAAAAUCAAAUAUUAAUGGGGUUAUUCAGGCUGUGAAAAAAAUUAUUGUUUUCCGUUUUUUUACGUCAAAAAAUCCAAUUCAGCGAUGCAAAAAAACGAAAAAAACGGAAAACAAACAUACGCUGAAUAGCCUCAUAAAUAUCACUCGCCAAAAAAGUCUUUCAGCCGUCAUUCGUCACCCUAAGAAGCCAAACUCCGGAAAUAGAAAGUGUGCCAUUGUGAGAUUAUCGACCGGAGCGGAAGUUUGCGCCUACAUUCCGAACGUCGGUCACAAUUUGCAAGAGCACUCGCAGGUUUAAUAUAAAAGGUUCGAACAUCAAAACAUCUAUAAAUUUUGCAGGUUCUAGUGAAGGGCGGACGUCGGCGAGAUUUGAUUUCGGUGAAAGCGAACAUUGUGCGUGGAAAGUACGACUGUGCUCCGGCUGGUGGACGUAAAUAG
Messenger RNA from Caenorhabditis sp. 36 PRJEB53466, 728 nucleotides. Lineage: Eukaryota; Metazoa; Nematoda; Chromadorea; Rhabditida; Rhabditidae. The record is from the annotation of a GenBank genome assembly.